Molecule: messenger RNA, 1725 nt
Organism: Pieris napi
Lineage: Eukaryota; Metazoa; Arthropoda; Insecta; Lepidoptera; Pieridae
Product: UDP-glycosyltransferase UGT5-like
Exons: 4
Coding region: 9-1577 (522 amino acids)
Molecular function (GO): UDP-glycosyltransferase activity
Source: RefSeq, a predicted model, not a curated record
GAUUCGCAAUGUAUACGAUAAAACUACUAUUCACUUUUUUGAUAACUGCCCAAAAUUCAAAUGGGGCAAGAAUUCUUGGAGUGUUCCCCACGUCAUCUUUAAGUCAUCAAGUAGUGUUUCGACCUUUGACUCAAGAAUUGGCAAGAAUUGGCCAUGAAGUCACCGUCAUCACAACCGACCCAGCAUUUAAUGACCACAAUCGCCCAGCAAAUUUGACUGAAAUAGAUGUCCACGAUGUUUCAUACAAUCUGUGGAUACAAAAAAUGAAAGAGAAACGUAUGGAAUUUGGUGAUAAAGCUGGCGUAUUUAAAACAGCAGAAGGAAUGUCAAGUUUUUUUGCUAAAGUCAUAGAAGAACAAUUAAAGACUGAUGGAGUACAAAAACUCAUUAAUGAUAAAAGUAAAAAAUACGAUUUAAUUAUUAUUGAAGCUUGUGCCAGACCAGCUAUUCUGUUCUCGCAUUUAUACAAAGCACCGGUUAUCGCAAUAAGUUCUUUUGGAAUGGCUUUUGGAGGUGAAGAUCUGGUUGGGGCACCUUCUCAUCCUAUUCUGUAUCCAAACAUGUUGCAUCAAAGAUUACACAAUUUGACGUUUUGGGAGAAAUUAAAUGAAUUCUACAAGCAUUAUUGGAUCGUUAACAUGUGGAAAUCGAGUGAAUAUAAGGAUUUCAAUAUAUUCAAAAAAUACUUUGGUGGCGAUGAUGUACCCCCUUAUAAAGAAUUAAAUAAAAAUGUGGAUAUGAUGUUCUUAAAUAUUCACCCAAUAUGGAGUCAUAAUCAACCACUUCCACCAAAUGUUAUUUCAAUUUGGGGAAUUUAUAAGAAGCCUCAGAAAUCUCUACCUCAAGAUCUCCAAGAAUACUUAGAUUCUUCGAAGAAUGGCGUGAUAUAUAUUAGUUUUGGAUCAAAUAUUCGCUCAUCAAUGCUGCCACCGGAGAAAAUAAAGAUUUUGAUUAACGUAUUUUCUAAACUGCCCUAUAACAUACUAUGGAAAUGGGAGACGGAUGUUCUUCCCGGGAAAUCGAAGAACAUUAAAAUAGCGAAAUGGUUACCACAAUCAGAUCUACUACGCCAUCCAAAUAUUAAGUUAUUUAUAACACAAGGAGGUCUUCAGUCGAUGGAUGAAGCUAUGAAUGCUGGAAUACCACUUAUAGGGAUUCCAAUGUUUGGAGACCAGUGGUAUAAUGUUGAGUCAUUUGAGUAUCAUAAAAUUGGACUCGGAGUUGAGUUAAAUACACUCACAGAAGAAAAAUUAACGACAGCUAUUGAAACAGUUAUAAAUGAUAAGAGCUACAAAGAGAACAUUAUAAGACUUAAUAGGCUUAUGAAUGAUCAAUCCCAGACUGCAUUAGAACGUGCAAUUUGGUGGACAGAGUACGUGUUGAGACAUGGUGGAGCGAAACACCUUCGAGCAGCUGGAGCUAAUAUUUCCUAUUUCGAAUAUUAUGAGAUAGAAUUUUUACUUAAACUAGUUUCAUUGGUGUUUUCAAUUGCUGCGAUAAUUUUGUAUUCAAUAUAUACAGUAUAUAGAAUCAUUUUACCAAGUAACAUACGUUCAAACAAAUCGAAAACAUCAUAGUUUCUAGAGUUUUAUUUAUUUUGUUAUAUUAUGUAUUAAUGUUUUGAAGUACUGUAUGGGUGACUGGCAUAAUUAUGUUUGUUAUGUACUCUAUUAUAAGUGUAAUUAUAUUGUGCAAUAUUACUGUGUGAGGUAACUGGGUGUAUAA